AUGGUGGAGCGGCUGAUCAGGGCGCUGUACUCGCCGAGUAACGUCUUCUGCAUUCACUACGACCAAAAGUCCCCCGCUGUGUUUAGGUCGUCGAUGGAAGGCAUAGCUCGCUGCUUGCCCAAUGUCUUCAUUGCCUCCAAGCGCGAGUACGUCAUUUUCGCCGGCUUCACUCGCCUGAAAGCAGACAUCAACUGCCUGUCCGACCUCCUGGAGGUGGACGUCCCCUGGAAGUACGUCAUCAACCUCUGUGGGCAGGACUUCCCCCUGAAGACCAACAUGGAGCUGGUGUCGGAGUUGGCCGGCCUGAACGGCGCCAACAUGCUGGACACGUUCCGACCCAACAAGCGCAAGAAGCAGAGGUUCUCCUUGCACUUCGAGCAGAAGGACUGGAUAUGUUUACUGGCAGCGCCUACUUCGUGCUCUCACGUGAUCAGAAGGAAGGACACGAAGGACCCGGAUGAGACGCUGCGCAACCUCACGGCCGACUACUCGCACUUCCUUCAGGUCAGAGGCUACGAAGACGUGUGCGCCACCGAGAAGGAGAGACACUUCCACCUGGCGUAUUCGCUGGUGGUGCACAAGUAUGCCUGGAUGGUGGAGCGGCUGAUCAGGGCGCUGUACUCGCCGAGUAACGUCUUCUGCAUUCACUACGACCAAAAGUCCCCCGCUGUGUUUAGGUCGGCGAUGGAAGGCAUAGCUCGCUGCUUGCCCAAUGUCUUCAUCGCCUCCAAGCGCGAGUACGUCAUUUACGCCGGCUUCACUCACCUGAAAGCAGACAUCAACUGCCUGUCCGACCUCCUGGAGGUGGACGUCCCCUGGAAGUACGUCAUCAACCUCUGUGGGCAGGACUCCCCCCUGAAGACCAACAUGGAGCUGGUGUCGGAGUUGGCCGGCCUGAACGGCGCCAACAUGCUGGACACGUUCCGACCCAGCAAGUCCAAGAAGCAGAGGUUCUCCUUGCACUACGAGCAGAAGGACUGGAUGUCGCCAAAGAGAACGAACCUGACCAAGAGCGCCCCGCCUCACGGCAUCGAGAUGUUUACUGGCAGCGCCUACUUCGUGCUCUCACGUGGCUUUGUUUUCUACAUGAACGCCUCCGUCAUGGUCAAAGACUUUCUGGCCUGGUCAGAGGACACGUACUCGCCCGAUGAACACUUCUGGGCAACGCUGGUGAGAAUACCAGGCGUACCAGGUGGGGUGCCUAGGAGCAACCCGGACAUCACCGGCCUGUUGAGCAAGACCCGUAUGGUCAAGUGGAAGUACCAGGAGGAGAACCUCUACCCAGCCUGCACGGGGAAACACGCUCGCAGCAUUUGCAUCCCCCCCGCCCACCUGGUCUACCUGUUCUGUUUUUAUUGUAAAGGACACACCCAUCCAGGUUGA
This is a messenger RNA of Nerophis lumbriciformis (worm pipefish), 1383 nucleotides long. RefSeq names its product beta-1,3-galactosyl-O-glycosyl-glycoprotein beta-1,6-N-acetylglucosaminyltransferase 4-like. NCBI's taxonomy places the organism in Eukaryota, Metazoa, Chordata, Actinopteri, Syngnathiformes, Syngnathidae. The record is from RefSeq and is a predicted model, not a curated record. Gene Ontology annotation, molecular function: acetylglucosaminyltransferase activity. Gene Ontology annotation, cellular component: membrane.